Messenger RNA from Prunus armeniaca (apricot), 1176 nucleotides. The record is from the annotation of a GenBank genome assembly. Lineage: Eukaryota; Viridiplantae; Streptophyta; Magnoliopsida; Rosales; Rosaceae.
AUGAGACCCACCAGAGUACUGGCGGCUCUGUUCCUUGUGCUAGCUCUGUACUGUGGGCUUGACCCUUUUAAGCACAGUGCGAUUGUGGACUUCCCGGACUUCGAAGCCUAUAAGGUGGACAUGCCCUCUUGGUCCUCGGUUCCUACAGAGAGAGACCCCGAGAACCUUCUGCAGAAAUCGGAGAUUAAGUUUCUGAACCAAGUGCAAGGCCCUGAGAGCGUCGCCUUUGACCCACUUGGCCGUGGACCUUACGCGGGUGUUGCUGAUGGCAGAGUCUUGUUCUGGAAUGGCCAGUCUUGGACUGAUUUUGCCUAUACUUCGCCUCAUAGGUCAGAUAUAUGUAGUCCAAAACCAUCGCCUCUGAGUUACUUGAAGAAUGAGCACAUCUGUGGAAGACCUUUGGGGCUUCGCUUUGACAAGAAAACUGGUGAUUUAUACAUUGCAGAUGCAUAUUUUGGGCUGUUGAAGGUGGGGCCAGAAGGUGGUUUGGCAACUCCACUAACAACUGAGGCAGAAGGGGUGCCAUUAAGAUUUACUAAUGAUCUAGACAUUGAUGAAGAAGGGAAUGUUUAUUUUACAGAUAGUAGCACCACAUACCAGAGGAGGAACUUCAUGCAGUUGGUUUUCUCUGCAGAGGAUACUGGGAGGGUCCUAAAAUACAACCCAACCACAAAGGAGACCACUGUUCUUGAGAAGAAUCUCCAAUUCCCAAAUGGUUUGUCUCUAAGCAAGGAUGGUUCCUUCUUUGUUUUUUGCGAAGGAGCCAUAGGCAGAUUACGCAAGUAUUGGUUGAAAGGUGAAAAAGCAGGAACUUCAGAAGUAUUUGCCGUGCUGCCUGGAUUUCCUGACAACGUCAGAACUAAUGAAAAUGGUGAUUUUUGGGUAGCAGUCCAUUGUCGCCGGAAUCUGUACACUCAUCUUUGUGCUUUAUUCCCUCAAAUAAGGAAAUUCCUACUCAAGCUUCCAAUUUCAGCAAAGAUUCAGUUCCUGAUUCACAUUGGGGGCCGACCCCAUGCAGUCGUUGUGAAGUACAGCCCAGAGGGCAAGAUUUUGCAGAUAUUGGAAGAUAGUCAGGGUAAGGUUGUUAAGGCUGUCAGUGAAGUGGAAGAAAAGGAUGGAAAAUUAUGGAUGGGGAGUGUUCUGAUGCCCUUCAUUGCAGUCUACAACUUAGCUUGA